AUGGCCUCGUCUUUGUCCAUUUUACUCCUCUUAUUAGUAUUCCAAUUUUGUAAUUCCAAUCCCAUUAUACCAGGUAAUCUUUAGUACAUUUCGAAUAUUUUUGGUUACCGUAGUGCGUUGAUGAAGUAUCUUCAUAAAAAUUUGUAUUCCAGAUAACUCUUUUUCUGAAGGAGAACUAAAUUAUGAAUCGCUUCUUGUGAAUCCCAAAACCUCUUCACUUUAUGUUGGAGCAAAGGGUCAUUUGUUCAAGCUAUGGUUAUACAACAUCAACGAUACGAGCCUAGUAGGUUUGCUUUGACUUAAUAAAUGAUUUUAGUCAGCAAAAAGAGUAUUAUCAGUCGACCCAAAUGAACUCGAAGAUUGCAUUCGAUCUACUUUGGUGGAGCAAGAUUGCUAUUCCAGGGUUAGAAAACAGUUUGUGAAGUCGGAUGGGAAUAUUAUUGUAUGUGUGAGUAAUGCUAUGAAACCGAUCCUUCAUCAAAUUGAUGGAAGUAAUCUCAAGGAUCUGGAGAAUCCACGCAGUGCCAUUGGGAUUUGUUCUCCGCACUCCGAAGUAAAUACAACCGCUGUGUUCGUUGGUAAGGAACUUCUACAGGGUCUUUGUGGCAUCUGCAGCCAUACCGAAGGGCAGGCCACGUUUUCUUUUUCAACACAACAUUCCAUUUUCAGGCAGACAGUUUUAACAACCGAAAACUGUGAACGCAAAUUUUAGUUUUUUUGGUUGUUGUUAAUUUUUGCUGUAGUCUCAAGAUAGGUAUAACAUGUUUGGAAUUAAACAAAAUGGGAGAGUCUGAGGAUUCAAGGAAAAAAGAAUUUUGACAUUCGACCCAAAAAUAAAGAAGUUAUAGCCAGUUUAAAUCGGGCCCCAAAGAAGGCCCCACCGUAUUAGUAGAAACAUUUUUUGUAAUUUUUUAGAGUUUGGCAACCCAGAUGACGUCCCGGCUAUUUAUUCCGGUAUUCGCACUGGCCAAUCCCUCGAGAAUCAUCUGGUUUAUCGUCCUCCUCUUGUCUUCAACAAUAAGGAGAUACAUCCAGCCUUAAGAUCCGUUUACACUGACUCCAAAUGGCUGAAUGGUGAGUAUUAUUAUUAUUGAUCACCCUGUUGUAGACCCUCAAUUUGUUGGAUCCUUCUCUGUGAACCAAUAUGUUUACUUCUUCUUUCGUGAAGUGGCUGUAGAAACCGAAAACUGUGGCCGAACAGUGUAUUCGAGAGUGGCUCGUGUCUGCAAAGUAAGCCAUUUUAUUGGGGGUUGAGAGUAUUCGGGUGGUGAAAAUUCGGAUGAGCCCUUUCGGGUGAUCGCUUAUUCGGGUCAUGCAUUUUCGGGGUAGGUGAAUUCUCGGGUGAUGAAGAAAGUGUUGUACUGAUAGCUACUAAACAUGACAUGUCACUAUAAAAAGUCUUUUUGCAUUUGUAUUGGUUGUUAGGGGCUUCGAUCAUCAGGAAUCCAAAAAGGAAAUCUGUUUUGCGCGUCACUGUAAAUUUUGAGAGUGGUCCUAAUUUUAUUGUUCACGUCAUAUUUAGUUGCCAUAAUUGUAACAUUGUCACCCAAGAAAUCCUCCAACUCCGAAACGGAUAUCAUUUUUUGAUUCCUCAUUUUCGAAACCCUCAAAACAAUAAAAAAUUAGGAUUAUUCUCAAAAUUUACAGUAAUUUUAAAUGUUACUUACAGUUGUAGCGAUAUUAAUAGUGCUAACAGAGAUGUUUGACCAAAAACAAAACAGAUUUCGUUUUAGCCCAAUAUUAGUACCAAUAUUUUGAUGCCCGAAUAUUCAGUUACCCAUUUUAUUGUUAUUGAAAAUUUUUAGAAUGAUAUCGGAGGGAAGAAUGUCCUGAGACAGAUCUGGACUUCCUUCGUCAAGGCCAAAUUGAACUGUUCCGCAUCUGGAUCACUUAACUUUAACUAUCUGAGUAAGCAUCAUGACUGAAUUUGUGUUUUAGCCUAACAUUAAUUGUAGUAAUCAAAAAUAAUUGUGAAAGUUUGAUUGUCAUUUUUUUAGAUUCUGUUUCGAUGGUCGACAUGGGUAGUGAUAUUUCUUUUUACGGAGUCUUCUCCUCAUCGGAGAACGCGAUUCAAUCGUCGGCGGUCUGCCAUUUCUCCCUGCGCGCUAUUAAUCAGGUAUUCGACACAGGACUUUUCUUGGAACAGACAUCCGUUCACUCAGUUUGGAGUCCUACUCCGCUUGAUCAAAUCCCAAAUUACCGGCCUGGAUCAUGUAGCUCUGACUCCAGAACUCUCUCAGACUCGGAUCUCCACUUCGCCAAGUCCCAUCUUCUGAUGUCUGAGUCUGUUAAUGCGGAUGGGGAUGUAAACAUAUUUCCCGGAGAGAGACUUGGAAAGAUUGUAGCAGAUCCACGAGACAAUUCAGUUGUUUUGCUGAUCUACAACCCUAAGUAAGGAGUUGAAUUUGUUCUGCAAUUCCCAUUUAGAUCAAACUCCAUUCAUAAAAUAUUACAUUGGUAUGAUCAAAGACAGUUCCGUCAACUGGGCACGUAUUCUUUAUCCAAAGGACGAUUCCGUGAUAUGGCCAUUUUGCCGGGAGAGUAUUUCUACAUUGCUACAGACAAUAACAUCGCUCAAUACCGAUUAGGACAAUGUGCACAACACUUUUCUUGUUAUUCUUGCUCAUCAGAUCCCUACUGCUCGUGGAAUAUUGCGCGAAGUGAAUGUUUCUCCAGAGAUACUGUGCAUUCGACCGCUGUUGGGUGGAUCAGUGAUGUGACAAAUGCUGAUAAAUGCCGUAACUAUGUAAAAAGUGAGGUGAAAAAAGUUUUCCCAGGAGAUUCAAUUCAUUUGAAAUGUGGAGGACAGAAGGAUUCGGUAUGGGAAGUGGACAAGACUCCCAUUGUGGAUGACACUGAACAUGUUAUCAGAACUUCAUCUGGCGGAUUGGUCGUGUUAAAUGUAAGAGCCUUCAACUUUUUACAUUUCACGAUUUAGGCGACCAGAAGUGUAAGCGGGACGUACCAAUGUUCUCUUGACGGUAUGCCCUUGUUUGAGUAUGUCCUUAUUCUGGAUGAUGGUAUGUUCCUCUUUAAAACCCUGACAAUUAAUUGUGAGCUUAAUUUUUAGCUGACUGUUCUCAACCUAAGACGAUCGCGCAAUUCCAUGCUAUUCAACGCGAGUGGUGCAAAAAAAUGGAGUUUUACAAAACCAAUGUUAGUAAAUGGCAGAGAUUGUACAAUGAAAAUGUAAGCGAAGCCCAAUUGAGUAAUACGUAACAAAUAUUUUCAGAGUGAAUGCCCCAGAAUCCCUCCAGAAAUUACCUCAAAACGAAAGCCGGCCUUAUAG
Bursaphelenchus xylophilus (pine wood nematode) is the source of this 3289-nucleotide messenger RNA. NCBI's taxonomy places the organism in Eukaryota, Metazoa, Nematoda, Chromadorea, Rhabditida, Aphelenchoididae. The record is from the annotation of a GenBank genome assembly.